AUGGCUCCAAGCAAGUUAAGGAAGGCCAUUGGAGCAGUCAAGGAUCAAACAAGCAUAAGCUUGGCCAAAGUUGGAAGUAGCGCUUCUUUAUCUGACCUUGAUGUCGCGAUUGUUAAAGCCACCCGACACGACGAGUACCCGGCUGAUGAGAGGCAUAUCAGAGAGAUCAUGAGCCUAACAUGUUACUCUCGUGCCUAUGUUGGUGCAUGCGUUAGCACCCUAUCGAGACGCCUAAGCAAGACAAAAAAUUGGGUGGUUGCACUCAAGACAUUAAUGUUGGUCCAGCGGCUGCUGGCGGAUGGUGAUCCAGCGUACGAGCAAGAGAUUUUCUUCGCAACCAGGCGCGGGACUCGCCUUCUCAACAUGUCUGAUUUUCGCGAUGCUUCAAAAUCGAAUUCUUGGGAUUAUUCGGCGUUUGUCCGAACCUAUGCACUGUACCUUGAUGAACAACUUGAGUUUCGAAUGCAAAAUCGGAGAGGUAAGCGCGGUGCAUUUUCCUAUGAUCCGGAAGAAGACGAGCAAGUUGGUCCCAACGCCAUUGUCGUGAGAUCCACACCUGUGCGGGAAAUGAAGAACGAACAGGUGUUUUCCAGGAUUCACCACCUGAUGCAACUUCUCGAAAGGUUUUUAGCUUGUCGACCAACAGGUUUUGCAAAGAACAACAGGAUUGUCGUGGUAGCGCUCUAUCCCAUUGUCAAAGAAAGUUUCCAGUUAUAUUAUGAUAUCACUGAGAUUCUGGGAAUCUUGGUUGAUCGAUUCAUGGAGCUCAACGUGCCCGAUUCUGUAAAGGUAUAUGAGAUCUUCUGCCGUGUUUCGAAGCAGUAUGAUGAGCUUGACAUGUUCUACGGCUGGUGUAAGUCAGUUGGAAUAGUCCGUGCCUCUGAAUAUCCAGAUGUUGAGAAAAUACCACAAAAGAAGCUCGAUGUUAUGGACGACUUUAUAAGGGAGAAGUCAGUAAUGGAGCAAAACAGGAAGGUCACUAUGAUUGAGCCAAAGCCUGAGGCUCAACCCGCGGAGGAAAACGAGGAGCCUGAACCAGAGCAAGACAUUAAUGCAAUGAAAGCAUUGCCACCUCCGGAAGGAUUUCAAGAGGAAAAUGAAGAAAAGGAGCAGGAAGAGGUUAAAGAAGAGGAGAAAGAGAAGCCAAAAACUCAAGAAGUGGGGGAUUUGUUGAACUUGGGUGAAGAUGCCCCAACAACAGAAGAGCACGGAGAUAAAUUGGCCUUAGCUUUAUUUGAUGGUAAUCUAUCAACAAAUGCUCCUGCAACAAGUGUCACUUCUGCAUGGGAAGCAUUCGACGAAUCAGGAGACUGGGAGACAGCACUUGUACAAUCCGCUAGCCAUUUGUCUAACCAGCAGGUGUCGCUUUCUGGCGGUCUUGAUACCAUGGUGCUUGAUGGUAUGUAUCAACAAGGAGCUAUGCAACAGGCAAUAGCUGCAUCUGGUGUUACAGCCACUGGAAGCGCUAGCAGUGUUGCACUUGGGUCAGCUGGAAGGCCAGCGAUGCUAGCACUCCCUGCACCUCCGAGCGCAGAUGGAGCUCAUCCACCUGGUGCCGAUCCUUUUGCAGCCUCCAUUUCAAUAGCACCACCAGCUUAUGUGCAGAUGUCUGAGAUGGAGAAGAAACAGAGACUUCUAGUGGAAGAGCAGAUAAUGUGGCAACAAUAUGCAAGAGAUGGGAUGCAAGGGCACGUAGGAUUAGCAAAAGUACAAUCAAACCAAUAUCACAUGAGCGGCUAUGGGGGCACCCAUUGA
Molecule: messenger RNA, 1755 nt
Organism: Coffea eugenioides
Lineage: Eukaryota; Viridiplantae; Streptophyta; Magnoliopsida; Gentianales; Rubiaceae
Product: putative clathrin assembly protein At1g03050
Exons: 2
Coding region: 1-1755 (584 amino acids)
Biological process (GO): clathrin coat assembly; vesicle budding from membrane; clathrin-dependent endocytosis
Cellular component (GO): clathrin-coated pit; clathrin-coated vesicle
Molecular function (GO): clathrin heavy chain binding; phosphatidylinositol-4,5-bisphosphate binding; 1-phosphatidylinositol binding
Source: RefSeq, a predicted model, not a curated record